AUGUCUUCCCCACCCAAUCUACUCGCUGGAUACCCCGCUUCAGGUCAGUGCCCAUAAAGCACUUUUAGUGGUCCGUCUAAAGUUGUGGGAACGAGGGAUGACGGUGGCGGAGAUCGAUUGUGGGGCAGGAAGGGGAGGCGGAGAGGAAGGAAGGUGGGGGUGGGGUUUUACCGCCUUUGCGCGGGAACGACGUCUGGUAGUUCGAUUGCGGAGGGAUGCAAAGGAGGUAUGAGAUUCACAGGUUGUGGCGAGAAGGUUUACUGAUACACACUUUUUUUUGGCGUUUGAAUUAUCAUCUUUUGGGGCUGGGGAAACACGUAGUCAAAGUCGGUGGAGUGCGCCAUGUCGAUUUGAGUAGUUCACCACCGAAGCAUCUUCAGUGAGUUUCGAAACUUUGACCGAUUCAAUGUACCCUUUUUCGUCUCCCAACGAGAAUGGAUCGGAAAGGAGAGGGGUUUAUGGGAGAGAACUUAACCGAGCUGAUUGACCGCCUCGAUUUAUCAUAUUAGUUUCAAACCCUCCUCCUCUACCCCCGGCGGCGGCGGUAAACGAAGGACUUCGAUGAGCAAGCCUUCCACUGGAGCUGCUCAAGAGACGGAGCAAGGCGCCAAAGAGGGACACGAGACCUUGAAGGUCGAUAAGGAGGGGGAAGGCGGUUAUCCGAGGCCUGAGUGA
Messenger RNA from Microbotryum saponariae, 675 nucleotides. The record is from the annotation of a GenBank genome assembly. Lineage: Eukaryota; Fungi; Basidiomycota; Microbotryomycetes; Microbotryales; Microbotryaceae.